Aspergillus nomiae NRRL 13137 is the source of this 588-nucleotide messenger RNA. RefSeq lists its product as uncharacterized. Gene Ontology annotation, cellular component: cytoplasm. The annotation marks the transcript as partial. The record is from RefSeq and is a predicted model, not a curated record. Lineage: Eukaryota; Fungi; Ascomycota; Eurotiomycetes; Eurotiales; Aspergillaceae. The transcript has 3 exons. Gene Ontology annotation, molecular function: oxidoreductase activity, acting on the CH-OH group of donors, NAD or NADP as acceptor.
GACCCUACAGGAAGCAGUGGCCUGGGUCUCGCCUACGUGGAGGCUUUAACCCGUGCAGGACUGCAAUGUCUGACAGGUGCGCCAUUCCUGGGAUAUCUCCCGCUCUCACAAGAGGCUGGAACGCGGAAUGCCAACAUAAAGCUUAGGACGGUGUUUGUAAAAUGUGAUGUCUCGAGCUGGGAUGACCAGGUCAAUUUGUUUCGAGUUGCCAAGGAAAAGGCGCCAAAUGGAAGAAUCGACGCCGUUAUUGCCAAUGCCGGAAUCUACGGGCCUGACAUACUUGAAGGUGCCGUGUCACGUCCUCUUAUAGUUGCCUCCAGAUUAUCGGAGGAACAACCCACGAAGCCCAACACUUCAAUGCUGAACGUAAACUUAAUAGGAGUGAUGUACACUACUCGGCUUGCUGCGUGGCACUUCGAUCGGCAAAACUCCAUCGACCCAUGCGUCAUCCUGGUAAGUAGCAUCAUGGGCUAUAUCGAUACUCAGGGUUCGUCGGUCUACUCGGCAGCGAAGCAUGGGGUCCGUGGCCUGAUGACUUGCCUUCGACGCAAAAAGACGAUCCGGGUCAAUUGUCUUGCACCAUGGUAA